UCUCCGCCAUUAAGAACCGCUUAGCCUCGCGCGGGCCCCUUCGCGCCACUCCCUCCUCAGGGGAAGCGGCGCUUACCCGUGGGCGCUGAGGGAGGCGAACGGCCUGGAAGAAACCGAGCGCGGGGAUCCUUUUCGGCCUACCUCAGCGUCCUCGUCCUGCGACCACGGACCUGUGUGGGGUUAAGGCCGGGCUGUGAGGAGGAAGAGCGGAGACGACGGCGGCUCGGGGCCAGGGUCAGGGCCUGCUUGCCUCCCGCCCGCCCCGCUGCCGCCGCCAUUAUGCGCCACAGCCUGGCCCAGCUCCUGGCGACCUCGUCGGACCGGGACAGCCCUCGGGAGCCCGCCGCGGCCUGUUCGUUUCCUCGCGCGAGGACGCCCGCCGGGAGCGGCAGGAGCAGUCCGGGGGAGGCGGGCGUCGAGGCCGAGCCACGCCACGAGGAAGCGGCAUUGGCGGCGGCAAGUUUGCUUGAAGAGCCGGACGAGGACGGCAGCGAUGAGCUGCUUUUCCCGGCGGGGCUGGAACUGGACGACUGGCUGGAGGCGGCGGUGGCCGAAACCCGGCCGGAUUGGGAAAUGAGCGGAGGAGAAGGAGGCGGGAGCCCCACGACCACGUCGGAGCCGCCAUCGGCCUCAAGGCCCGGCCGGCCGGGAAGCAGCCGACUGAAAGCGGCGGCCGCGGCCCGCCUGAACCGCCAGAAGAAGAAGCAGUACGUGAUGGGGCUGGAGACCCGGCUGCAAGGCCUGGCCGCCGAGAACCGGCAGCUGCGCGACCGCAACCGGGGCCUUUGCCGCCGCCUGCGGGACCUGGAGCGGGAGACCAGCUACUUGCGGGCCGUGCUGGCCAACCAGAGCGCCCUGGGGCGGCUCUUGAGCCACCUGGCCGGGGACGGCGCCGGGAGAGUGGGGCUGAGGGUCAGCAGCAGCCUUUUCGAGGAUCGGGCGGCGGCGGCGGCGGCGGCCUCGUUGGAGACGCCGUUUGCCUGCGAGAGCAGCAGCAGCAGCAGCAGCGACCACGAUUACGCCCUCCCGGUUCCAGUGCAAGAAGAGAACAAGUGGGCGGUUUCUUCCAGUCCCGGCGGCAUUUGCCUCCACGUCGACCGGGACCGGGUCUCGGUGGAGUUCUGCUCCGUGUGCGCCAGGCGAGCAGCAAAUUCUGUUUUUGCAGACGCUUCAGCUGCUGCUUCCUCCUUCGCCUCCAAAAUUUUCUCUUUUAGGUGCUUGCCCUGCCAGGCUCCGUUGUGUAGGGGUUAAAAGAAAAGUCGUUUUCCACCUCGCAACCUGUGGAUACAGCUGUCAUGGGGCAGAAGAGACGGGACCAGCUGCUGGCCACACUUCCUGCUUUAUUUUAAAAGGUAGUAUGAGAAAAAGGGGGAAAGGUAACACAGGGCAUUUGCUGUAUUUCAAUUUAAAACAACAGCAACACAGAAUAACGUGAAUGUCUUGAAUAACUAAUCCAACCUAUCAAGAAAGUGAAUAUAGUACUAAUGUGAAAAGUGACAAUGUGAAAAAGCAGUUUCUUGCUCACUCAUCAAUUUCUGGUUUAUUCCUAUUCACAUCUGAUUGGCUAAUGUUUUGAACAUUCAUUCAACAUUGCAAAGACCAUCAGCCUUAUCCUAACCAUGAAUUUUUGAGGUAAAUUUAGGAUGGGAGCCAAAGGGAGAUUUUAAUCUGUAUUUCUCAUUGAUAUGGCUGUUCACAUGCUGCUGUUAUAUCUGUUGUGGAAAGGUACAUAUUCCCAUCUUUGAGCUAUCAGUAGCCAACAGAGCAAAUUGCAACUCUCUUUUAGAGAAUGUUGCAACCUUUCCUGUCAGCAGUUCAUAUCUUGGUAUACUCUGUUUGCUUUUUAGAAAGUCCUCUAUAUAUUUGCUUGACAGAAUAUGAACAUAAGUAACUCAUAGAAAUGUAUACCAAGGAAUUUCUAACUCUAGCAUAAUUCAUAUUCUGUAUGUUAUUUUUCAUUGGGAACAGUUUAUUACAUACAGACCUUCUAGUAACUCCUUUGACUUGGAAGAAUUUAAUUUCUUAGCUAGAGUCCCCUACUUCUUCUGUUGCUAGUACCUCUUUCCAGUUGUCAGGCCAUCAUUUGCUAUACACAAUUUACUUGGUGUAUUUUUUGAAGUUGAUGCGUUUUUACAGUUGCUUUUCACAGUAGACAUUUUGUUAAUGUGGCGUUACUGUGAAAGUGGAAUUUCUCCUCUUUUUCUUUUUGUAUGAUUUAAACAGCUUGUUGGAUUAAAAAAAAAACAUUCUGGGUACUUAAACAACCUUGCGUGUCAUUGCCCCUUGAAGAAUAAGCUGUCGUAUCUGAAUAUACAUGAAGCAGCUGCUAAUUUUCAACAUGGCAGAUGACACAUCUGUUUAGCAAAAAGCCCAGAAAUAUGACUGCAGGGAUUUUAGUGCCUAUUGAAGCAUGUUAAAGCCAAAUAGAAUUGCAAACAUUUUUUUUUAUUUCUUGCUUGCUAAUCAGUUGGUGGAAUAUUGUUAAAUAUUUCUUGAAAUGGAAGCCUUGAACUGAAUAAUCUUAAGAGCUUGAAAAAUGUGUGAAUGUUUCUAUGUAACUAGUUCUGUCAUACUUAUUGAGAACACAGUGUCCUAAUAAAAAAAGACGUGUUUAUCUUCCA
This is a messenger RNA of Elgaria multicarinata webbii, 2621 nucleotides long. It is a transcript of the gene CREBZF, whose product is annotated as CREB/ATF bZIP transcription factor. Gene Ontology annotation, molecular function: DNA-binding transcription factor activity. The coding region runs from base 280 to 1251 and encodes 323 amino acids. The record is from RefSeq and is a predicted model, not a curated record. Gene Ontology annotation, biological process: regulation of DNA-templated transcription. The transcript has 3 exons. NCBI's taxonomy places the organism in Eukaryota, Metazoa, Chordata, Lepidosauria, Squamata, Anguidae.